This is a messenger RNA of Impatiens glandulifera, 963 nucleotides long. RefSeq lists its product as uncharacterized. NCBI's taxonomy places the organism in Eukaryota, Viridiplantae, Streptophyta, Magnoliopsida, Ericales, Balsaminaceae. The coding region runs from base 1 to 963 and encodes 320 amino acids. The transcript has a single exon. The record is from RefSeq and is a predicted model, not a curated record.
AUGCUGGCAGUGUAUGUGGACGACAUGAUUAUCACUGGUAAUGAUGAGGGUGAGAUUGCAUUAUUGAAGAAGAGGUUGAGUAAGGAGUUUGAAGUGAAAGACUUGGGGCAACUCAAAUAUUUCCUUGGGAUUGAGAUAGCUCAUGGUGUAGAGGGGAUUGUCUUAUCUCAAAGGAAGUAUAUGCUGGAUUUACUUACAGAGACAUGUAUGCUUGGGUGCAAGCCUUUGGUGGCCCCGAUCGAUCAAAAGUCUAAGCUAAGUGCUGAGGCAGGAGAGCCAGUUGAUAAGGAGAGGUACCAGAGGUUAGUUGGUCGCUUGAUUUAUUUGAGCCACACUCGUCCUGACAUCUCCUUUGCGGUGAGUGUGGUGAGUCGCUACAUGCAUGACCCUAGGGAGGGUCACAUGGAUGCGGUGUACCAGAUCCUGAGAUACUUGAAGAGUGCACCAGGCAAGGGGGUGAUCUUUCGCAAGAAUGGGCAUUUGAGUAUUGAGGGAUAUUGUGAUUCAGACUGGGCUAGUUGUGCCGAUGACAGGAAGUCCACGUCUGGAUAUUGCAUAUUUGUAGGAGGCAAUCUGGUCUCCUGGAAGAGCAAGAAACAGUCGGUAGUUGCGAGAUCCACAGCCGAGGCAGAGUACAGGGCUAUGGCUUUAGGUGUUGCAGAGAUGAUAUGGUUGAGAGCUCUGUUGGUGGAGCUCAAAAUGGACCAAGAGGCACAAAUGAAGCUGUGGUGCGACAAUAAGUCAGCUAUUAGCAUUGCUAAUAACCCUGUGCAGCAUGACAGGACCAAGCAUGUAGAGAUUGACAGAUUUUUCAUCAAGGAAAAACUGAAUAACGGACUACUUAAACUAGGAUAUGUAACUACUAGAGAGCAAGUGGUUGACUGUCUCACUAAAGGGCUUAGUUCGUUAGAAUUGUCGAGACUAUGUGACAAGAUGGGCCUUGUGGAUAUCUUUCGUUCGUAG